GCGGUUGCGGAGUGGGGGAAGCUGCGCCGGUAGUCAGGUGCGUCGCGUGCCCCCUUCUCCCGGCACGUAGUUAGCUCGUGUUUUGUUUUGAGAAGGUUUAACAGCGUCCGUUCCCACGCUUCCGCACGCUGCCGCCACGGCAAGCGAUUUCGAAUUCGUUGCACGCCAUAGAUUUCGCGCUCGAACGUGCCGGUGUCCCGCGCGAUCUGUCUACUUGCUAUAUACCUCGCGAAUAAAAUCGCGAACAUAGUGAUCGCGCCCGUCAUGAUUUUUGAACCGCGACGCGAAGCGUUUUCAUGGCCGGUUUGUCCACCGUGGAAAUCGCACGUCGCUUCGCGGUGGCCUGAGUGGGUUGCGUGGUUUACAGUGAGGUUUGAAAAUGACGCGUUCAAGCGGAUGAAAGCUGAUGAAGAUGUCGAAAUGAGUAGUUUCGCGGUUUCUUUGGAUGACUUUGGGAUUGUCGAGAAAGGUUUAGGUUAGGAUCACGCGGGUUUGGUUAAUUGGAAUUGUGAUUGGACAACCUGAAGUUGGCUACGAUUGCGCGGGAAUGAUAUGAUUGAGAGUGGGCCAUUGUUUCAGCAUUACAAUAAUCCUGCUCCUGACUUCUUACCUUCUUAUUUCCUCUUCUCGUUUUUCUCUUUUGUUCUCUUGUUUUUUGCUUGAGAGCUUACUUCCCGCCUAUCCCACACCUUUGCGUUUUGCAUCUCUCCUUUUUUUUCACUUUUUUAUAUUCUUCUAGUAUUCUUUCUUCAUCUUAGUAAAACAUUUUGUAUUUUUUAAAUUUAUUAUUGUUAUUUUAAACUUUAGAAUUAAACAUUUUUUAGAAAAUUAUUAAUUUUUUAAAAACUUCCAUAUUAAUUAACAUUAAUAAAUUGUUCUUGAAUUCAAGCAUAAAUAUUCUUAGUUUUCUAUUUCUAAUGCAAUUCUAAGUGCAAUAUAACAUAGUUAUAUUAUCACACAAUAAUAAUAAAAAAAAAUUAAAAUACAAAAUUAUUUUUUUCAUAAAAUAUCAAUAAAAAUACGAAUUUAUAAACAAUAUUGGAACUCAAUCUUCUUAUUAAAGCAAUUUUGCGACAUUCCUUUUUUCAUAUCUUUAUAUCUUUAUGUUCAAAAUAAACUUGGGUCUUCAAUCCCAGUUCGAUCACCCCAUAUUCAUUUACGUAAACAUUCGCAGGGUUCUUAUGACACCCUUCCAGAACAUUACUCCUGGGUAAUAUUACACUAUAGCCGGGAACAAGAGUGUUCCAAAGAAGCCGGACGUUGGGUUCGAAUCGCAAUGGACUUCCCACAUACUUUCACGCCGCGUACUCGCUCAUAAACCGUCUCUCGUUUUCUCGGGCGGGCCGUUGAAUAUUGUCACGCACCAUAUUCCCAUGUAUGCGGCGCAACCUCUCUGGUGAAGAGCGGCGCGUGCAUACGGCACGCGUGCUCCCUGGAAAUCGACGGUAAACCGGAUGUUCCAUCAACUCCUAUUAAAGCUAUGUAGUUUUAUACUCGUUCCCGCGUAAAUCGUUCACUGGAAAUCCUGGCAAAUCCGUGAAUAUGAUCGUUUUUUUCUCUCUCUUCUUAUCAAAUAAUCUUUUGAAUAAUUCAAUUCAAUUUAAUUUUUAUAUUAAAUUUUAAGAAAUAAUUUUAUUAUUUCUUACUUUAAAAUAUUAUUAUAACUAUGAUUUAAUAGUAUAUUUUGAUAAAAUCUUAUCUAUUAAUUGCAAUCAUAUCUUAAAAUUUAUAUAUAUGAUUGGUUAAUAUUCAUGUAAAUUCAUUUAUUAAUCAAAAAUAUAAAAAGUUUAUUUUUUGAUUUUUUUCAUGUGUUAAAUAAUAAUCUAAUAAUAUUUGUAAUAAUAUAAAUUUAAGCAUAUAAAAUAGUACAUCAAAUAUUAUUUUAUUUCAACGUAACUAUUUCAUAAUUAUUCUUGUUAUUUUUUGCUUGAAAUAUGUAAAGUGUUUGGGUAAUUUUAAAUGGUAUCGUAUAAUAACAAUCCUAUACGAUUCCAUAAAAUUUCACAAAGUUGUUUGGGAAAUUAAACGCAUCCCUACAACCCCGUGCAUGCGGUCACACGUUGCUAUGAAAGUUAGAAGAUUCCUACGGUUUUUCGGUUCCCACGAGCGGGGUGCGUCAGGUGGUUAGCGUGGGGUGUAUCCUCCUUCUUUCUUUACCCCUCGAAAUAGAUGUAAACCUCAUCGUGAAACCCCUGGCGCCGUCCCUCUACUAUUUUCAACACGCAGCAUCUACGUGUACGUAUCCUACAUGCUAUGAUUUACGAACAAGAUUACACUCGUUGACCCAAUGCAACCCAUCACGAUAUUAGGGAUGAGGAAUUUGGAGAAGAGUUAAGAGCUCUGAUUUUGAAAUAAGAUAACUCAGAAACAGUAUAGUGAAAAUUUUUAUUUAACAAACUUAAUAAUUUAUUUGGAAUUAGUAAAUUAAAAUUAUUUUAUUUUAAAAAAUCAAAAUAUGUUAAUAAUUUUAGUUAAUAACGAAGAAUGCAAAAUAAUUGCAAAAGAGCGUGAAACAAAAUUUCAAGUUAAUUUUAAUGAUAAUAGUGAAUAUUUUGUAUCUUGUUUCGAUACAAUAUAUCAUUCUGUAAAUAAAAGUUAAUGUCAUGAUUAAUUUGUCAUGAAUUAAUUAUUUAAUAUUAUUAUUUUAUUUUCAGUUUCUAUAUAUAAUUGAGUAGAGAAUUGGGAAUUAUUUUUAUCAAUUCGAAAUAAAAAGAUACACAGAAUGAAUGAAAGAUUAUAAUACGAUUCAAAGUAGUUCGAGACUAUAAAUCGAUUGUGGGGAAUUUCUUGGGGCGUGAGUUAUUUGGAACGUUAUUUCAUUGGAACCAGUCUUCUUGGUCGAUAUAUUAGAUAAUAUUUCAUUUUAAAGAUUAAUUGUAAUGAAUUAUUUAUAUCUCGUAUGAAUUUAUGGUUUUAAUUUUUACAAAUGAUAGUUUAAGAAAUAAUGUAAUCCAUUAUUUUGAAUAAUAUAUGAGUUGGAUUUAUAAAUAAUCUUAAAUUGAUGAAGAUAAUAUAAUAUUUGAUAAAGUAUAAUGUAAUUUAUUUAUUAGAAUAUUUUAUUUGAACAAAGAUAAAAAAUGCACUUGAUAUUUUAAUUUAAUUUUUUGAUAAACUGAGAAAACUUUUUAAAAUUUCUUAAUUUUUCUUAUAAUAUAUACGAAAAUAAAUUUGAUUGCAAAUAAAUUAAUAAAUUUAAUAAUUAUUGUUGAUUAAAAUAUAUUAAAGGCCACUAUAGAAGUUCUGUCAAUUGUGAAAGAGGUUUUAUUUCGUCUGUACAUUUCGGUUAUUCGCAGACACGUUUUUGCCCAAAGAAUCGUGUAGCUCCAUCGUGGGGGAGCAUUCCCACCAGACAACAAUUAACAUCUAAAGGAACAUUUCGACUGAAGUCGUUGUCGGUUCAUUCUGCACGCCUUUUUUCCCCCCCUUUCCUAUGACGUCGUUGACCUACUUUUUCAAUCAUUAAAAAGAUUUAAUAUUUCAAUAUGACCAUGUUAUGUUUCAAAGCAGACUAAACAAACAUUUUAAAAUAUUUUUAUCAACACAGCUUCCAUUUUCAUUCCAUUUCAUUAUAAUUUUUAAUGCUAAUAUAAUAAUAAUUUUUAAUAUGAUUUUUCUCCAUGCAUUCUAUUUCCUCUUAAUUAAUUUAUCAUUGCAGUGUAUGAAACAAUAAAUAUGCAUGUAUAUAUAAAACUAACAUUGAUUUUUCUUAUUGAUAUACAAUUUUUCAUAAAACGUACCGAAUCUGUGAUUUCGAAAUUAAAUUUCAUUUCUCGUCAAAAGAAAAAAAAUGAAACAAUUCAUAGAAUAAAAUAAAAAAAAAAAAAUAAAGAAACCAGCUAACGUUGGAUGCAAUCAACACUUCCCUCGCAAUGCUUAAACAUUCCAAUACAAUCUCCAAACCACUAAUUCCGACCAAAUGCCACAAAUUCCCACUCUCCCUGACAAGAGGAAAAAAAGGAAACAGACGAAGCAAUCCUAGCCACGCCAUCGCCACGUUUCACCCCCAAUCAAACCGUACACCAUUCGUUCCCGAAACAGUCUUUCCUUUCUCCAUACACACACACAAAAAAAAGAAGAUGUGAAAAAAAAGGAAUCCGUGAUAAAGUUUCCCAAGAGGCCAAUGACAACGACACCCAACCCCCUUAAGUAGCCUCGAUUCGGUUAAGAUUCGACAUCGGAGGAAGAGGGGAAGAAAAAAAAAGCAGAAGAAGAAGGCCAUGGCGAGAUAUACACAGAGAAGGAAUAUAAAAAAAAGAAAGAGAGAGAAAGAGAGAGAGAGAGAAAAGAAGAAAAUAGGGGAUAAGGUCGGAGGCACGAGAUCCUUCCCACGUCGACGAAACGUGCUGAAAGCGUGCUGCUCGCGUGGCCGUUAGAGCGGCACGGUUGGGGAGGAAAGGAGAGGCCAUUGGUGCAUCGAGCCGGAAUCUUUCUCACGGGCGAGGAGGACGUCAGGUGCAGGACCUCCUUCAGGAAGUACAACGGUUCCUUACAAGGAUUCGCGACUUCUGCCUUCCCACGCUCCUCCAGUUGUAACGGCCAGAUUCGACUCUUCUCCACCACCCUAACCACUGCACCGUAAAGCCUCUUGGCCAUGGUAGGGGCAUGUCGAGGUUCAAACGUGUGCGUACGACCUUAUUUUCCGAAAAUGUCUCACGAAUAUACCAACGUAUCCAAACGACAAACAACGUUCUAAAAUUUCUUCGUACCGCAGAGGAGAAUGUUCCGACUAAUAAGGAACCGAAGGAAUACCAAAAAUAUAUAAGCAUAAAUAUUUCCAGAUAUAUCAACUUCUUCGACAAUCAAAUGUGGAUGUUUAUCAAAUCUUGAAGAGAUAUAGCUCGUGCAAUGAUGUCAUACGAAUUUCCUCAUCCAGUUUCAAAGACAUACCGGUAUAAAAAAAUAACGAAGCCAUUGUUGGAAAGAAAACGGCGUGCACGCAUAAAUAAAUGCCUGGAUGAGUUGAAAAAUCUUAUGAUAGAUGCAUUAGAGACGGAAGGGGAGGACAUAAGCAAGCUGGAGAAAGCGGACAUUCUGGAGUUGACCGUGCGCCAUUUACAAAGGCUGCAAGGCUCACGAUCCUCCACCGGAUUGCCGGACAUGAAGAAUGACGAGGUCUCGGCCGAAAAUCGGUGGUUAUCCGGUUUCGGCCACUGCGCAGCUGAGGCGUACAGAUUUCUCUCGGCUGUUCCAGGUGAAGGCGCGGAAAGAUUAGCAAGGCACCUCGCAGCUGGCCUUCAAAAGAGCCGGCAAACAAAUUCGACGCUGAAAACAAACGUGCUGACCCAAACUUUGGCAAGCUUGGAUCUCACUGCUGAUUUACUGGCUUCGUCGAUUCCUAUCGAUAACGUUCAAGUAGCUUCUUCCAAUCAAAAUGCGGUCACUUAUCGUGGGAGGAUUCCUGACGCAAUCACGUUUAACAUUCCACCUGGGUGUAACAGUGGGACGAACGUGGAAAAUGGGGAAAAAUUGGAAAGAGGUUGCAUUUCCGAAAUAUCGAGAGACUUGAAGGAGGGGCAAACAGGGGAGAAAGUUAAAACUGAGAUCAAAGUUGAGGACGAAGAGGAAAUCGAUGUGGAACGCGUUGAUGAAGUUGAUCCUAUGUGGCGGCCUUGGUAAUUUUUAAAAUUCUUCUCUCGAACGUUUUUUUAUUGUAUGGAAUUCCGCUUCUCCAUUUUUGUUUCAAGAAUGACUGAAAAAUAUCAUUGUUGAAUCUGUUUGAAAAGAAUUUUAUUCUUGCUCUUUUGAACAUUUGACUGUAUGUUAAAAUAGAGAUUCUAUGACGAAGCAAAGAUGUUUAUGGAUGUAACAAAAAAAAGAGAAAGAAAUAUGGUGAUGUAAGUCUGAAAAUGAGAAUGUUCAAUAUUCCUCGAUUAUCCUUUAUUAUUCCUUUAUAUUUAUAAAGUAUAAUUUUUAAGUAAUAUUAUGUGUAUAAAUAAAUAAUAGUAUAUUGAUUCGAAGAAUUGUAUUUUAUUACAUAAUGGUUUAAAUUUACUACUUUUAUGUUUGUUAUUUACAUUUAUAAACCAAUUUUAAUUUCUAUUACUUAUUUCUAAUAAUAAUAUAUUUUAAUUGUUAUAUUUAUAAAUCGCAAUUUUUUCAUUGUUAUGAUCGAUCUCAUUAUUUAUAAUAUAAUUUUCAAUGCACAUAAUGAUGAUUUAAAAAUGGAAGAAUUUAUUUUAUUAUUAUUAAAGAAUUUUUUUUUAUAUAUAUAUUAUGAAAGUUACAUUAUGUGUAAAGAAAAUUUAUAACACUUUAAUUUAUAUCACUGUAAAAUAUUAUAAAUUUUAUAACAAUACUUAAAUCAAAAAAAAAUUUUUACCUUUUAAAAAAGAUUUUAAUUACGAAAAGAAAAAAAGGAAUGCAAAAAUCUUUUGUGAAAAAGAGAUAUUUUUAAUAAUAAUUAUAAUUUCAUUAAUUUAUAAUUCGAAAAAUAUUCAUUUUUUUUCUUUUCAAAUUUAGUUUUAUGUGGAACAUGUGUCUUUGUAUAUUUUAAGAAACAUCUACUUAUUUUAGAUAAGGAUUUUUCUCAAUUACAAAAAAGUUUAAAGCAAAAAUGUUUAUAAAAUGCAUAGAUUUAUUAAAAAAUAAUUAUUAUAUAUGUGUUAAAACAAGUUAUUAUAUAUGUAUAUAAAAAAGGGUUAAUACAUCUAUAUUUCUA
Apis cerana (Asiatic honeybee) is the source of this 6658-nucleotide messenger RNA. Its product is annotated as enhancer of split mgamma protein. The record is from RefSeq and is a predicted model, not a curated record. Gene Ontology annotation, biological process: regulation of DNA-templated transcription. Gene Ontology annotation, molecular function: protein dimerization activity; DNA binding. Lineage: Eukaryota; Metazoa; Arthropoda; Insecta; Hymenoptera; Apidae.